AUGCCGCCGCGACUACUCCCGGAGUCUACUGUCCUCCGUCCGCGCGACCCAGCCGACAUCGAUACCGACCAAUGGCCCAUCUUCGAGCUCGUCGAUGCGAGCGUGACCGACCCGAACAACGAGAACGCGCCCGCCACUCUCCUUCAUGCAAGCGCGCAAUACCCUCUCACAGUCACCGGACGACUACGACCGCUUCCGAAGCACCUCUCCCAACUCUAUCUCCCGCAAUCGCAGCGUUCGUCGCCGAUUGAGAUCACCGAUGUUCGCUCGUUCUCAUAUGGCGCCUGGGAAGAUGGAAGCAUUGGACUAUGGGCCUGUGGCAAAGCUGGCUGGUUUCUGAUAAGCCCUUCCGCGAGCUACAAAUCGAUCUACGACAGCAUGACCGAGGCCGUCAAAUUGCUGCACUUUAUUGCCGACACCUACAAGUCCACACGAAAGAUUGGCAAAAUGCCGGGUGGUAGUUCGCUGGGCGAGUACAGCGCGACUGAGAUGUUCGCAUUAUACGCGAGCAAGGUCAUGAGAGGCAAGGCGACCGCAGACGAGGCAGCCGAGAAGGUGUAUGAGCAUAGGCUCUUUCUGCUUUCGAGCGUGAUUGCGGGCAAGGAGGGCAUCGCGUGGAGCAAGAAUCCUUUGUAUGUGCAUCUUCGGCAGAAAUUUCCCAGCGAUCGGGCGCGGGCGAGGGACAUGCUGUUUGGGACAGGCAGUAGUCGGGCGUCUGCUGGGAGAGAUGUUGUUGCGCCGGCAAGACGACCAUCCAUGGAAUCGACUUCGACGAGCAGUAGUCUGAAGAGGAAGCGAGGCCGGCCGCCGAAGGAUAGCGAUGUCAUCUCGAUAGCAUCGAGUUCGGUUGCUAGUGCCGGGGGCAAGGGGCGGGUUAGCCAGACGAAGAAUGAGGUGGACAGCAAGCCUCCUGCAAAAGCUGGCUCUUCUGGACCAGCGACAUCGCGACAGACUCGCACGCGUGCGGGCUCACAAACCGCAACACAAUCCGCUACGCCUGAGACACCACCCCCUCCGAAGAAAGAAGACGACGAAGACAGCGACAUUGAUGCGAUACAUCCUCGGAACGCCAAAUCGGCACUCCGACUCAAACCGAACGUAUCAUCCAAAGGACCAACAAGGAGCACGCUCACGACAGCCAAAGACAAAGACCAACCGGACGGCCGGCGGCGAUCCUCACUGGCAGCACUACACUACACCCGCCACCGCGACUCUGCCACCUCCCGCCGGCUAAAAUCCGAAUUAGACGAAGGCAUCUCCAUGCCUACCUCCCCCUCCUCAACCUCCCAAGCCGACGGCGGCGGCCCCGACACCCUCCCCGGCGCAUCCGACGCCCACGCUCUCAACCACGCCCCCGACCCCAUCCAACAAGACACCUGGAUCUGCGCGCUCGCCGGCUGCACACACAAAGUCUACGCCGCCUCGACACCGGCUUCGCAGGCGCUGAUCCGUCAGCAUUACGCUUUACAUGCUUGUGAUGAUGAUGAAAGGGUGCAGAUGGUGAAGGAGCUGCAGGCGCCGAGCCUGCCGGUUGGGAGGUUGGUGGAGAGGGUAAGGCUGCAGGUUAAGGGGGAGGGGUUUCCGGGGAGUCGGGUGGCGGGGACGAGGUUUCCGGAGGCGCUGAAGAGGAGUGUGUGA
This is a messenger RNA of Saxophila tyrrhenica, 1638 nucleotides long. RefSeq lists its product as uncharacterized. The coding region runs from base 1 to 1638 and encodes 545 amino acids. The transcript has a single exon. The record is from RefSeq and is a predicted model, not a curated record. Lineage: Eukaryota; Fungi; Ascomycota; Dothideomycetes; Mycosphaerellales; Extremaceae.